Protopolystoma xenopodis is the source of this 1188-nucleotide messenger RNA. NCBI's taxonomy places the organism in Eukaryota, Metazoa, Platyhelminthes, Monogenea, Polystomatidea, Polystomatidae. The record is from the annotation of a GenBank genome assembly.
AUGUUUCCAAUUAAUAUUGCUCAUUCUGAUCCUUAUGUAAGGCAAGUCCAAGUAGCGACACUCUGUAUCUCUAUCAGCCUUAGUGCCACAGUUACACUAGUAUGCUUAUUUUCCCCGAAACUUUAUAUACUUGCCUUUCAUCCGGAGAAGAACGUUCGUAGACUUACAAUGAAUCUCAAUAAUACAUCUAGAUCUUACCUACUGACGGCUCAAAUAUUUUCAGCUCUAAACGAAUCUAAAACUGUUGGUUGUAUGGGCGAAAAUAAUUUGGAGAUAAAAACUCUGAAAUCUAGCCAUAGCGAAGAAAAAAUCUCGGUGUCUGCUAAUUUGCUGCCUCUUAGCAGACAUACUUCUCAAGAGACGGAGUCGUUACGCGAAUAUAUAUCAGCACAAAAGCUUUCCUUGGCUAAUUCCGUUGAAACUGGACACUCAGCUUCCACAAUAGAGAAAGCCGAAAUCGAAAAUGGGAUUAGAGUUAGGCAAGAUAAAGAAUCCAUUAGAAUGUCGGAUCUACCUAUCUAUGCUAAACCGGAUUAUACUAAUGAAGCCCGCGGAAUGACGCCUUUACCUAGUGUUAUGGACAAGCAAGUUGAUUCUCCGAUUCUUUCGAUUUCCAUUCAGGCGUGUACAGCCUGUCGCCCUGAAUUUGGAUCGUUAUCUGACAGUCCGUGGCCGACAGCCAAAGAUAAAGCUACUGCUAAGAUAAGCAAAUAUGUGGAGCAUAAGAGAUGGAUCCCUCAAAGAAAGGGCUUAGAGGCCUAUGGCGAAGGGGGUAAAAAAUCAAACUCAAAUCAUGCGGUAAGUAAGGGAGAUACUAAUAGUAUAACCAACACUGAUAAUGAAUAUAAAACUAGAGAUCUUCAGCAAGGGACUGUGACAGAGGCACCUGAUUUGACGCUCCAGUUGAAGUGGCAGAAUUUAUGUAAAAAUAUAUAUUCAUUUCGACCUCCAGAGCCUCCUUCACUAGUUUAUGACAACCCAAGCGUUGGAGGGGUUUCCCAAGCCUAUGCCUCAGAGGAGGAAAACUGGCUCGAAAAUGAGUAUGAAGCAAUUAAGAAUGAAACUAGAGCCAAUGCACAAUCAUCAGAUUCGUAUAAAUACAACAUGUCAAUGUGCAAACUCAAUGAAGAAUUUUCCGAUCUAAGUAAGCCAAACGUUAAAAACCAUAUUGCUAGAUCUUGGCAGUAA